CGAGGAAUACACAGCCACUGGGAUUAUGACAUCUGAAUUAUGCUCUCACACAGCGGAGGCGCACACUGAAGGGACUUAUUGACACACGCGGAGAUAAAAGUCUGAAGAAAACCACAGAAGAAGAAGAAGCAGACUUCUAGCCUGGGAGGAGGAGGAGAGAAGGGAUUUGUGUUCCUCUGUUGUGAAUGUGCACGUGUCCUCAGACAGUGUGACUGAGCAGAGAGGCGGGGCGUCACUGGAUUUCGGGGCAGACCUUUGCGUCACACACUGAUGAUGGAGAGGAGGAGGAUGGACGCAGCGCUGCUGGUGCUGUUCCUGGGACACCUCGCCGCCGCGUUGGAGGUCCCACUAGACCUUCUGGAAGGAUUGCCGCAGCCGCCGACCAUAACUCACCAAUCCCCCAAGGAUUACAUCAUCGACCCGCGAGAGAAUAUUAUAAUCCACUGCGAGGCGAAGGGGAAGCCUCACCCCAGUUUCUCCUGGACUAGAAACGGGACCCACUUUGACAUCGAUGAGGACCCCAAUGUGACCAUGAAGCCCCACUCCGGGACCCUGGUGGUGGACAUCAGCAGGGCGAAGGCUGAACAGUACGAGUGCGUGUACCAGUGCACGGCGAGGAACAAACAUGGAACUGCCGUUUCCAACAACAUAGUCGUUCGACAGUCCAGGUCCCCCUUGUGGUCAAAGGAGAAAAUCAAGCCAAUCGUUGUUCAGGAGGGUGUGUCCUUGGUGCUGCCGUGUCGACCCCCCGUCGGCCUGCCUCCUCCGAUCAUAUUCUGGAUGGACAAUUACUUCCAGAAGCUGCCUCAGAGCAGCAGGGUGUCCCAGUCCCUCAACGGAGACCUUUACUUCGCCAACGUCCUUCGAGAGGAUUCAAGGAACGACUACAUCUGCUACGCCCGCUUCCCAUACACACAAACCAUCCAGCAGAAACAACCAAUCACUGUCAAGGUCCUAAACAUGGAUGCAAUCAAUGACACAAUGGCAGCUUUUUACAAUGACACUGAUUUGUUUAGUGAGGAGCCAGCAGAUGAGAGGAAGCCAACCUUUCUCGUCCCAUCUGGCCCCUCCAGUUCCAAGACAGUGUUGAGAGGACAGGUGCUGGAGAUGGAGUGUAUUGCCGAAGGACUGCCCACCCCUGAAAUCUCCUGGACCAAAGUGAGCGGCGUCCUACCAGCCAAGCGCACAUCUUUCCUCCACUACCAGAGGACCCUUCGCAUUGUGAACGUGUCAGAGUCAGAUGCUGGAGAUUACCGCUGCACCGGCCGGAACCAACUCGGCUCGGUGCACCACACCAUCCACGUCACGGUCAAAGCUGCUCCAUAUUGGAUCAGCGGCACUCCUAGGAACCUUGUUCUAGCACCGGGAGAGAAUGGAGUGCUGACCUGCAGGGCCAGUGGCACGCCCAAGCCCUCCAUCACCUGGGCCAUGAAUGGCAUCCCCAUUGAGAAUUCCCCUAAGGAUCUCAGCAGAAAGGUUGAGGACGACACCAUCAUCUUCACCGACGUGCAGACUGGAUCCAGCGCCGUCUACCAGUGCAAUGUCUCCAAUGACUACGGCUAUCUCCUCUCCAACGCCUUCGUCAAUGUGCUCUCCGAGCCGCCCAGAGUGCUGACACCAGCCAACAAAGUGUACCAGGUCAUCAAAAAUCACCGGGCUCUGAUGGACUGCGCUUCCUUUGGGUCACCCAUCCCUAAAAUUGAAUGGUUCAAAGACAGUCGGUCCAGCACCCUGGAUGGAGACCCGUACAUCCAUCAUGACAAUGGGACUCUAGAGAUUCAGGUAGCUCAAGCCGUCAACAGUGGGAAAUACACCUGUGUGGCCAGGAACAUGCUCGGUAUCUAUGAGAACCACAUCUACCUGGAGGUCAAAGAGCCCACCCGGAUCCUGAAGCAGCCAGAGUACAAAGUGGUCCAGAGGGGCAGGUCCGCGGUGUUUGAGUGUAAGGUGAAACACGACCCAUCACUCAUCCCCACCAUGACCUGGCUCAAAGACGACGGAGAGCUGCCUGAUGAUGAGAGAUUAAUCGUGGACUCUGACAGCCUCACCAUCACGGAUGCGACGGAGAAUGAUGCCGGCGUGUACACCUGCAUCAUGAACACCACGCUGGACCAUGACUCCGCCAGCGCUGAGCUCACUGUUGUCGAGGCCACGCCAACACCAGCUGUUCUCUCCGAGCGACCUGAUGCCCCGACUGACCUCGAGCUGACGGAUCAGAAAAAGAGGAGUGUUCAGCUCACUUGGACUCCUGGGGAUGAACAUAACAGCCCUAUUCAGAAAUUUCUGAUCCAGUAUGAAGACAUACUUCACCACCGUGGCCACUGGCACAAUCUUACCGAGGUGCUUGGAACAAAGACGACAGCUCACCUCAAACUGUCGCCCUACGUCCACUACACCUUCAGAGUUCUGGCCCUCAACGCCGUCGGUUUCAGCCGGCCCAGUUUCCCCUCCAGGAUGUUCAAGACUGAAGCUGCAGCUCCAGAUGAGAACCCGACAGGCAUACAGGGAUUUGGAACAGAGCAUGAUAAUCUUGUUAUCUCAUGGAAGCCGCUGACCAGCCUCCAGUCUAAUGGUCCAGGGCUUCACUAUAAGGUGAUGUGGAGGCAGAAGACGGUGGACAGUGAAUGGACCACGGUGACUGUGGCCAACACCUCCAAGUUUGUUGUGUCUGGAACGCCCACAUUUGUUCCAUACGAGCUAAAAGUUCAGGCUGUGAACGACCACGGAGCGGGACCCGAGCCUGUUAUUGCCCACGGCUACUCCGGAGAAGACUUGCCAGUAGCAGCUCCAGAGAAUGUCCAGGCAGUGGUGAGGAACAGCACUGUGGCUGAUGUACACUGGGAUCCUGUGCCCUCUAAAUUAAUACGAGGGCAUCUUAAAGGCUAUAAGGUGUACUACUGGAAAGAACGCAAUCUGCACAAACACAACCCCCAUCACUCAGAUCAGCAGGUCCUGACCUUCAGUGGGAACCACACCCACGGCAUGCUGCCCGGGCUGCACCCCUUCAGCCUCUACUCUUUCAAUGUCAGAGUUUAUAACGGCAAGGGAGAGGGCCCCGCCAGCCUGACCCAGCAGUUUGAGACACCUGAAGGAGUGCCUGGGCCUCCGACUUCCCUGAUAGUCACCAACCCCAACCUGGACUCUCUAACCCUGGAAUGGAAUCCCCCUCAUGUCCAUAAUGGACGCAUCACCGGCUACACCCUCAAAUAUCAGCCAGUCAAUAACUCCAAUGAGCUGGGCCCAGUGGAGGAGCUGGCCCUGCCCCCCAAUGAGACCUCAUACACUUUGCCCAACCUCAAGUACAGCACGCGCUACAAGUUUUAUUUGAAUGCGAAAACGGUCAUGGGAGCAGGCCCAGCCAUUUCUCAGGAAGCUAUCACCAUCAUGGACGAAGCCCUUAUAUCACAGCCUGGCAUAGAUGUGGGCGCAGGAAACACCCAAACCUCUCAUCCCAUUGCACAGUCGCCUUCACUCCGUCCGCCCCGCAAGGCGCUGCCUGUGAGUCCUUUUGUGAACGUAAACUCCUCGGUCGGAGAGAGCGGGGCCCUGAUCAGUUGGGAGUACUGGGGGCCGGAGAAUAACAUUUAUGUAGAAUACAAAAACCAAAACAGUGAAGCUGAAGAGGAGUGGCAGAAAAAGCUUGUGAACGGCUCUCAGACCUAUAUGCUGAAGGAAUUAAAGGGGGGCAUCUCCUAUAGGGUGCGUUUGGUGGCCAAAGGUCACCACGACCAGCCGCUCCACCUCUCUAAGGAGCUGGUGGUCACGGUCCCAGCUGUGGCGAGCAGACAGGUGGACAUCGCCACUCAGGGAUGGUUCAUCGGCCUCAUGUGUGCCAUCGCUCUGCUCAUCCUGAUCCUCCUCAUUAUCUGCUUCAUCCAGAGGAAUAAGGGAGGGAAAUACCCCGUCAAAGAGAAGGAGGACGCACACACAGAUCCAGAGUUUCAGCCCAUGAAAGACGAUGACUGUACUUUUGGGGAAUACAGUGACAAUGAGGACCAUAAACCGUUAAAAGGGAGCCGCACGCCAUCUAAUGGGACAGUUAAGAGAGACGACAGUGACGACAGUUUAGUUGACUACGGGGAAGGAGGAGACGGACAGUUCAACGAGGAUGGCUCGUUUAUCGGCCAGUAUAGUGGAAAGAGUGCCAGCAGGGACACUGCUGAGGGCCACGAGAGCUCGGAGGCCCCAUCCCCUAUUAAUGCCAUGAACUCCUUGAACUCAUUUGUGUAGCCUAGCAGACCAGUAUGAGGUGGUGCACUGACUGCUCUAUCCACCCCACCCUCCACCCCCCCCCACAUUGCUCCAACACGGCAUGGCUUUACGAUCACAUCUCCAUCCCCAGCAGCACCGCACAUGACACACGAAAGAAAUCAGAUCGAAGACAUUUAAAAUCUUCACGGAGAGGCUUCGAAACAAACGCGGCAUCUAGGAAGGAAGCAGCUCAAACCUGACAUUUUGAUUUUAACUGUGCAUGAAGUACCUGAUAUGAACCUAAAUCCAUAUAUUAAUUAACACUGAUAUUAACAAGUGUUGCAUUCUUACCACAAAUCUCUUAUGGACUAUGCAGUGCUCAUCUGAACUAUAUUUGUUUUUGUUAUUGGUUAUUAUAUUGUCUACUAUGUUCAAAUAGUAAUCCGUGUCUACAGUAAACAACAAUUAUUCAGUGUAUUUUGUUUUCUCCGGCACAAGCUUGUACAGGAAUCUGUAUUUAAUCAUGUAAUUCCGUCAUGCAUUGACAGUGCACGAGGCAGGUCAUGUACAGUGUAUAUAUAUAAAGUGAACUAUCCGUAAACUGAACAUUGGGAGCAGUGCACACCGCAUGCGUCGACACAUCCUCAUCUGCCGCCACCCUGUUGUGAAUGAUCUGACUGCCCGUAUGAUGAAGGGAGCUGCAUGGCAUGUCACGUGACCUCACAACCUUUGCCCUGCAUGUAACCUCCUUUAAUCGAGUUUGAUCUGAAGGACGGUGGGGGGAGAACGGGACGCUGAGGGUGAGACAGCUCGCCUCAUCCCCCAGCUCCUUCAAUAGGUAUAGUGCCUUUUCUCCAAAACAACGAUUCAGUUGUGAAGUCUCUUUCCACAGCUCAGUGACUGGAGCAGAGAGAGAGAGAGUAGUAGGACUGCAGAAGUCACAUCCAAGGAUGGAUGAGAUAAGCUUAAGAAGAGGACUCUGUGGAUGUGAGGAAUUAUUCAUAUACUCCUGUCAUCUCUCUUUUUUAAAGACGCCUCCCAACGCCUUGAGACACGGGGACUGGCUUUGAUUCCUCCAACGAGCUAAACGCACCCACAUAAAACAUUGUUCAAAAAAAAACUGUGUGUGGUACACUCCUCAAAGUCUGCCGUCAUUAUGUACAGUACCCGAUUGUAUAUCUGCAGUGUGUGAAUGUAUGGAUGUCUGUGAGUGUGUAGGCGUGUGUGUGCAUUAUUCAAUUCCUAUUAGGCUUAAAAAAAAAUCGUUCACUUGUACUAACUACACUUGAGGGCCUUUGGAUGGGAUCAAGAUUUCUUUUCUCUUAACUUGCAUCAAGUUUUUUUUUUUUUUUAAAGACGUGUAGAAUAUUUGUUUAAUUUGUAAAUACCUUCAUUGAUUGUACAGGGACAAGCAGCUUAUGAGGCAGCCUAAGAGGCAAUAUUGUGCAUGAUAUGGUUUAACCUGUUGAUAGGACUGUAUUAAAUAUAGAGUACUUGUAGAGAAUAUAUAUAUAUAUAUAUAUUCUUUUUUUUCUUGCUGUGCACAGUGUACAUUGUACUGUAACUAACUGGACAGAAAAUUGCAUAUACAUUUGAAUUCAGAUUGUUUUUCUGAUUUGCUUGUCGGCGAGUUACAUAACUUUUGAAUUGUACAAGAACACGUAGGAUAUAGCGACAGCAUUAAUUGAUGCACAGAAUUAUAUUAUUCUGACUUGUAUUGGUUCUACGCAGUCCCAGUAUACUGCCAAAACGAUGCUUUUUUCUGACAGUAUUGCAAAUGGUUUUGUAUUUAAGAAACAGAUUUGUACUAACAAAUACUUUCUUUGUCUCUAUUUAAGUUUCUCCUUUUAGUGCAAGUAUGAAGUUCAAGCUACUGGAAAUAUAAUGAAUGAAUAAAUAAUUA
Molecule: messenger RNA, 6094 nt
Organism: Acanthopagrus latus (yellowfin seabream)
Lineage: Eukaryota; Metazoa; Chordata; Actinopteri; Spariformes; Sparidae
Product: neuronal cell adhesion molecule-like
Exons: 33
Coding region: 271-4230 (1319 amino acids)
Biological process (GO): cell-cell adhesion; brain development
Molecular function (GO): cell-cell adhesion mediator activity
Source: RefSeq, a predicted model, not a curated record